GAGCCGGCCGGCGGUGUGUGAGGAGCCGGAGCCCGGGGUGCGAGGAGCCCGGAGCCCGGGGUGCGAGGAGCCGGCCGGCGGUGUGUGAGGAGCCCGGAGCCCGGGGUGUGAGGAGCCGGCCGGCGGUGUGGGCCGAUGGGGAAGGCGGCCGCCGUCCUUGCAGCGCUCGCCGCCCGCGGUGUCCGGGAGGUGCUGCGGGCGGCUCGAGAGCCCGGGCUGCUCCGCCUGGGCCUCCGGGCUCCGACGGCGCCGGGCGACCGCGCCCCCAGGCUCUGGGCCCGGAGCUGCAGCAGCGAGCGCUCGGGGAGGAGCAGGGCGGAAGAAGCGGGUAAAUGGUGCGGCGCAGACCGGCGGGGUAACGAUUCUAUUUACCAGCCAGUGUUUAACAUUGAUGUUUUGGUGGCUCUGUUACGCCAGGAAAAUGCCAAAGAUGUAUGCGUUAUCAAACUACCUAUGGAAAUAAAGUAUGCUGAUUAUUUUAUCAUUGUGAGUGGAACUUCUGCAAGGCAUUUACAAGCUAUGGCACAGUAUGCAGUAAAAGUGCAUAAACACUUGAAGAGAGGAGAGGACGAUCAUGCCCACAUUGAAGGGAAAGAUACUGCUGAUUGGAAGUGCAUAGAUUUCGGAAACAUUGUCGUACAUUUUAUGCUACCUGAAACCAGGGAGAUCUACGAACUGGAGAAACUCUGGACCUUGCGUUCCUACGAUGAUCAGUUUGUUAGAAUACCCUCAGAAGUUCUUCCAUUGGAUUUUAUAUAUGGACUAACUGAUAACUGAGCAAAAAUAGAGUAAUUUCUAAAGGACUGCUUUGAAGUGAUUUCUGAAAUACCAAAGAAUGAGAUGGGCGAAAUGAACCAAUCUGUGCAGCAAAUUCAGUGAAAAAGCAAAAGGCUGUCAGUUCAGGGCAAGGUGUGUGAUUAGCUCAAAUAUAUAAUACACGGGUAGUUUUCUUGAGUGAACCAUGUACAAAUUAAGCAGCUGUUGUAUAGGUUUUUUGUUUUAAAAAGUAUUAAAUGUACAAAGACCAAAUGAGUGACUUCAUAUAAACAACCCCCCC
Molecule: messenger RNA, 1057 nt
Organism: Pristis pectinata (smalltooth sawfish)
Lineage: Eukaryota; Metazoa; Chordata; Chondrichthyes; Rhinopristiformes; Pristidae
Gene: malsu1
Product: mitochondrial assembly of ribosomal large subunit 1
Exons: 4
Coding region: 136-777 (213 amino acids)
Biological process (GO): negative regulation of ribosome biogenesis; negative regulation of translation
Cellular component (GO): mitochondrion
Molecular function (GO): ribosomal large subunit binding
Source: RefSeq, a predicted model, not a curated record